AUGUCGUCCACCACUACCGGGCUCCCAAAGAUGCUGGCCGAUGCCGCCAUCUCGAACGCCAAUCGCAAGAGAGGGAGGGAACAUAUCGUGGGACCACAGAUCUGGCCGAUCGUCCAAAAAACAUCCCUCAUCGACCUAACCCGCACCAAAGACACGGUUCUUCGGUGGAUUCUGUCUAGUUUGCUGCAGUUCCAUCCGGAACGCAUGUUGUGGUUGUAUUCGAAGAUUGAUGAUUUGCCCGGAAAUCGGCACGAAGUCAUUGGACUGCUCGCGAGCGCUCCUCACAUCGUCGCCAUUGCCAAGAUCGUCGCUGAGAACCGAAACAUCUGUUUCGACGCUGCAUCGUACGGUCCUUGCCUUCUCUCGACUGCUCCUGGAUUUCGUCGUCUCUGGUCGCUGCUCGAGGCGGAGAUCUCCACCAUGGUCAGUCUUGAUACCGCUCUCCAGUACGUCAAAUCAGGAAGAAUCGACCAUCAGCUCGAGCGUCUCCAUACUAUUUGGCCGCCCGGGAAGAACAACCUUGUGGUGGAUUGCGUUCUCGACAACUACACCAACCUGGUCAAGACGAACAAGAACGACAUCUUCGGUAACGCUAUCCUCCAAGGCGAAAGGGAUCUCUCCAGCGCCGAGAUUCAGGCCCGUCGACGUCUCAUACAAGCCAAGGUCGCGCCGUCUGCGUUUUUCGAACGUUUUAGGUUUGGCGACGGGUUCGCCGAAUUCGAAGUCACGCGUUUGAGCAGGGAUCUCCUGUUCACCGUUUGGACCCGGAUUCUUGCCACCCCAGCUCAUAUCAAUGUCUCGAAGCAGUUGAUGGCUUUGGUCAAGUUGGGCGCGCCCCCGGCCUACUUCGCUCAAUGCCCCAACUUGAUAUCGCUCGUCCUGAUCCUCGUCUCCGGAGAAUCUGCUCAAGAGAUUGGAUAUGUCAAACCGAGUCUUAUCGUGUCUCAGGCGGAGAAACUACGAGCCCUCGAGGUACUCUGGGAGGUCUUGGAAAUCGAGUUCGCGGCAUUUGCAAAGUUGAGAAAGGCCGUUCUUCCAAACCUACCUCCGACGUUUCCGCAGAACAGUCCGGUUGGGCACAUGCCAAGCGCAGGGGGUCAGGAAACCUCGAUUACCCCCACGCCCGUGUUUUUGGACGCGCAAAACGUCCAAAAUCUCAACCGAAAAGCUCAAUAGCACGAAUCGACCGCACGACCUAUCACUCGCCAGUUUCGGGCGUCAACGUCGGGGUCUUUACCAUUAAAC
This is a messenger RNA of Filobasidium floriforme, 1245 nucleotides long. RefSeq lists its product as uncharacterized. The transcript is spliced from 5 exons. The record is from RefSeq and is a predicted model, not a curated record. Lineage: Eukaryota; Fungi; Basidiomycota; Tremellomycetes; Filobasidiales; Filobasidiaceae. Bases 1 to 1176 code for a protein of 391 amino acids.